This is a messenger RNA of Drosophila kikkawai, 4078 nucleotides long. RefSeq names its product Phosphatase 1 nuclear targeting subunit (gene PNUTS). The record is from RefSeq and is a predicted model, not a curated record. Gene Ontology annotation, cellular component: chromatin; PTW/PP1 phosphatase complex. Gene Ontology annotation, molecular function: metal ion binding; protein phosphatase 1 binding. Lineage: Eukaryota; Metazoa; Arthropoda; Insecta; Diptera; Drosophilidae.
GACAAGGCACCCAGCGUUGCCACCCUUUGCUUUUUUCACACGGAAAAAAUCCAAAGGAAAAGAGAAUGCCGCGGAUAGUACCACUGCAGUUGCUUCGGUGCCUUCGGGUGCUGUUGGACGACAACGGCGGCAUUUUAAGUGCCCAGGAAGUAAAGCGCAUUUCGGGAUUGAUGGCCAAAUAUUCCAAAAAACUAGUUUCCAAAUGCGUUUAUGUACAAAUAUUGAAAUCUACAAAGACGGAGCUACUCGGGGACUUCAUGUCCGUGGGCGGCUGGUCGCUGGUCUACACCUGGCUAAACGAUGCCAUCCGGGCUAUGAACUGGCCACUGGUCCAGGAAAUCCUCGAGCUGCUGCUCCUUUCCCCGGUGGAUGUCAACCGGCUGAAGAUCAACUCUGCACCGAUCUUGGUCAAGGGUCUGUGCAAGGAUGGCGGCAAUGAAGGUGUUCGCAUUCUGGCCAAGCGGCUGGUCGAGCAGUGGCUGAAGAUUGUGACCGAGAACUCGUGCGGGUCGGCGAUCUUGAUAGCUGCUCAGCCCUCGGCACCUCAGAUUGCUGUCGGCACUCCAUCAGCAGCUUCUGGUGGCGACUCUACCUCCUCCUCCUCCACUGGUGCUGGCGGUAUACCUCCAGUUCACGAUUCGGCAUCCUCCAACGACAGCACGGACAGUGCGGGGACCCCAGUGACGUACACCAUCACCUCGGCGCCCAGGAAUAGCAACUCGAAUAGCAUAACCAUCAAGUGGAAGUCGGCUGACAAGCUAAACCAUGACCCUGAGGACGAUGACGAGGCUGCCGAGGCGGCAAUGCACAAUGACGGGGAGCCGGAGAGGGAUCCCCUGGACACGGCCGUGCUGGGCAAAAAGUCCAGUUCCAGUUUAGAUGAUAGUAGUUCAACGGCGGCGUCGGAGGUUAAGUCCGGCGAGGACGUUCAUGAUAAUAAGAAGCAUAGUAGGAGCUCCAAGAGCGACAAGAGUAAACGUUCCUCUGAGAAGGAGCGUGAGAAGGAUAAAAAGAGGUCCUCCUCGAGCCACAGGUCUUCGUCGUCUAGCCAUAAGUCGUCUUCGUCGUCAUCUUCCUCCUCUUCGAAGAGCUCUUCCUCCAAGAGCUCUUCCUCCUCCUCCUCCUCGCAUCGCAGCUCGAGCGAUAAGCACAGCAGAGAUAAAGAUAAGGACAAGGCUCGCUCUAGCUCCUCCAGCUCCAGUUCGAGCAAGGAUAAGGAGCGCAGCGGUUCUUCGUCGUCCUCUUCCUCCUCGAAUAAACACAAAUCCUCAAAGUCCUCUUCAUCGUCGUCGUCCUCCUCUUCUACGUCGAGCUCUGGUUAUAGUUCGUCCAAGGAUCGCAAGGACAAGUCGUCCUCGUCCUCGUCCUCUUCAUCCUCGAAGCAGGAGAGGGACAAGGACAACAAGCUGAUGCCGCCGCCCACAGCGACGCCAGCUGCUUCCUCGCCUGCGACGGCGACCAAGGAGAGCGAGGCACAGAAGCCCAGAUCCAUUCCCAUUAUGUCCAGAAAGGCCUCCAUUUCGAUAGAGAUUCGACGGGACACGGAGAAGGCCUCCACCGUCAAGACAUACCAGUCCAAGUUUCGUUCUCACGGCCUAACGGAAGAGGCACCGCCUCCACCCUCGCGAAAGGGCCUAAAGAAGCCUACAUCAACGCCUUCGACGACGUCGCUGGCAGCCACAACUCUACCCGUUGUUCCGGCCAUGAAGCGACCAUCGCCACCGCCCAGCCGGGGGGAUUCGCCGGCGGAGAAGAAGCCCAAGAUCGAUAUGAGCACAGUGGCGGGCCAUGUGGAGCGGCCGGGAGCAGCCAAGCUGAUCGCGCCCAAAAAGAUUUCAACCCUGGUGGAGACCAAUCUAUUCUCGGACGCCUUGGCCGCCUCCAUUGAGCCAAAGAAGACGGUGAAGCGAAAGCGUGUCUUGUCAGCCACAUCGCCCACGGAGAAGGAUGCGCCGCUGGCACCGCUCAAGUUUUACCAGGACACGCUGGACGAGUCAAAGAGCGACGAUAAGUCGGACGAUAGCACCAAGGAGAAUGACGAGGGCAAGGACACCGAUGCCGAUGGCGAUGGCGAUGAUGAUGACAUUCCCCUCAAGCGCGUCAAAGAGCAUAUCGAGCAGAAGGUGAAGGAGAAGGAAGCGGCUUCGGCAUCGGGUGAUGCAGGAAAUGCAUCCGAUGAUGCUGAUGAUACGCCACCAGAGCCAAAGAAGCCCGGACCCGGCUGUGGACCGGACGGUCCACCCGGCGUUCUCGUGGUGCAUCGCCGCAAGGGGCCCAAGAAGAAGCUGACCUGGAAGCCGGAGGACAAGCUCACACAGAUCCGUUACUUCGAGGUCGAUCACUCGGAGCGCGUGAACGUGACCAAGCAGAGCUUCAACGAGAUGAAGAAUAUGGAGCGAUUCAGCGAACGCGAUGCCUUGACCAUUGCCAGGCGUGGAUUCGAUGACACCAUGGAGCCGCAGAUGGAAUGGCGACCCCUCAUCGAGGUGGACAAUGUGCCCGAUCAUCCCAAUGGCAAUUUGUCAAAGCAGCGCCAAGUGCAGGCCGAUCGCGAGGCCACCACCCUUCGAGCCCUGUACUUCUCGCCGGACAUGAUACCGGACAGCGCCGCGGAGGCGGAACUGGAGCCGCAUUUUGCCCAUGACAUUCCUGUGAUACCCAUCGAUGAUCUGACCGGUAAUCCCGAUGCGGUCAACGAUUACAGCAACCAGCCUUGGCCCGAACCCAAGGGUUAUGGCAUGGCUGCACCUGGAAUCGUAAACGGAACAAACAUACCCACCGGCGGACCGUCGGAUAUGGGUUUUGUCGGCGAGAAUAACAUGAACACGAUGAUGCCACCACCAAAUAUGAUGCCACCCAAUCCCUUUGAUCCCUUCAUUUGUAUGCGAGGCGCCGGUGGUCCUCCUCCUGGCAUGCCCGUGCCCAAUGGACCGCCACAGAUCUGGCAAAAUCCAAUGGUGGGUCCACCGCCAGCUGGGCCACCCAUGAUGAAUGGACCGGGCAUGGAUAUGAAUAAUAUGAAUAUGAACAAUAAUAUGAAUAUGCCGCCGCCUCAGAACUUUAUGGGCAAUCAGUUUGGCAGUCCAGUGCCGCCCUUCGGAGGUGGUCCCCCGCCUGGCUUUAACCAAUUCCCGCCCAUGAUGAUGAACGGGCCAGGACCGGGCCCAGGAAUGGGACCGGGACCGGGCAUGGGACCGGGUCCGGGAAUGGGACCGGGACCCAUGAUGAAUGGCCCGCCCAAUGGAAUGGGACCCGGAGGACCCAUGCAAAACAGGAAUAACAUAAACAACAAUCGAAACAACAAGAACAAUGGAGGAGGAGGUGUCGGCGGAAACUGGCGCAGCGGCGGCAAUAAUUUCCAGGACAAUUCGGGCGGCAACUGGCGGUCAGCAGGUUCUGGCGGCGGCCCCAAUAAUCGAGGCAACGUCGGAGGCGGCGGCGGCAACGGCGUGUGCAAGGCCUUCAUGCGCGGACACUGCAACAUGGGCAAGAACUGCAAGUAUGUGCAUCCGCAGAAGAAGCGCAUGUAGGACACGUCGCCCGAAUCUUCUGCAGAAGAUUCAGCUGUAUAAAACAAAAUGAGAGAUCUCAGGCGAACUGGAGGAGCCCCAGAUCCUGCCACCACCAAGACUGUACCCAGGUUAGCCGUCGUUAGUUAGUUUUUUGUAUAAUAAUAUAUAGAAUUUAUAUAUUUAAAUGUAUAUGUAUCUGGUAUAUAUGUGUCUGUAGAGAGAGAGAGGCAGCAAAGCCGGAGCUAUUAAUUCACAAGUUGUUAAGUUGUUUAGGCUAAGGUUAUCGCAUUUAGUUAAGCCCAGACAAGAGGAGGUGAUUUGUACUUAUACAAGAGAAGGCUCAUUAUUGCUAUUAUUAUUAACGUUAAUUAUAUUAUGGUUUAGCUAUGUAGAUAUAUGUGUUAUUCCUAAGCGCAUAAAUACUCAAUAUUAAAGACCAAGUCAUAUGAUGAAUUUUCUAAAGCAAAAACAAAAUAUGCUGUACAUUUUCUAACAAGAAAAAAGGGGGAGGGGAUUUAUCCCCUGCAUUUUAGGUACUUUUUUUGUAUAUAUUUUACAUUUAUAAA